Penicillium crustosum is the source of this 1692-nucleotide messenger RNA. RefSeq lists its product as uncharacterized. The transcript has 5 exons. NCBI's taxonomy places the organism in Eukaryota, Fungi, Ascomycota, Eurotiomycetes, Eurotiales, Aspergillaceae. The record is from RefSeq and is a predicted model, not a curated record. Bases 1 to 1692 code for a protein of 563 amino acids.
AUGACGACAGAGAAAGAAAUCACUUGGCAGGAACGUUCCCACGCUAAACGGCAUGCUAUUCUGAGCGCUAUUCCCAAGAAGUGGAGAAUUACAGGUCCCAUACCCUCUGCGGUCGACCUGCGAGAUUGUACAGAGUCAUACAUCCAACAAUAUCUGUCUCCACGGGAGAUCGAAAUCACAGAGGCUGACGCUGUGCUUAUCACCCAAUAUACCACCGUGGGCUCAUGGAGUGCAGUGGAGGUGACCGAGGCAUUUUGUCACAGAGCAGCUAUUGCGCACCAACUUGUGAACUGUCUCCAUGAGAUAUUCUUCGACAUAGCAGUUGCCGCAGCCACCGCACUUGACGCAUAUUUCGCGGAGCACCAAAAGCCUGUUGGUCCCUUGCAUGGGCUUCCAGUCAGUCUCAAGGAUCAGUUUCAUAUCAAGGGAGUUGAAACAACCAUGGGUUAUGUUGGAUGGAUUGGCACCUUUGAAGGCAAUAAAGGUGACACGCGUGCACGCACCUUCGAGAGUGAACUGGUCAGAGAACUCCGGAAUCUUGGAGCAGUACUGUUUUGCAAAACCAGCGUACCAACAACAUUGAUGUCAGGCGAGACUGCAAACAAUAUUAUCGGAUACACCUGGAAUCCCAAGAAUCGCCAUCUUUCCUGCGGAGGAAGCUCCGGGGGCGAGGCUGCGCUACUUGCGCUUCGAGGAUCGCCUGCUGGCUUCGGUACAGACAUUGGAGGCAGUAUCCGAGUACCUGCCGCCUUCAACGGAAUAUUUGGCCUGCGUCCUUCCACUGGGAGACUGCCCUAUGAAGGCACGGCAAACUCCAUGGAUGGCCAGAGCACCAUCCUGUCUGUGGUCGGCCCAAUGGCCACAACCGCUCGCUCACUGAAGUUACUUGUCAAAGCCAUUCUGGAGCAAAGUCCUUGGAAUCAUGACCCGCUUGUUCAUGAGCUACCAUGGCGGAACUCGGUCGAGAGACAAAUCCAAGAACGCAUUGGUGGAGACCCUUCUGCACUCUCUUUUGGUAUCAUGCACCAUGAUGGUGUGGUGCAACCCCAGCCUCCGGUUCAAAGGGCUAUAAGGUUAAUGGAAGAGAUGUUGAGGAGCCAGGGCCAUCAAAUCAUCGAUUGGCGUCCACCUCCUCACAAAAUUGCCCACGUGAUCGCAGAAGAGACGUUCCAGAUGGAUGGCGGAGCAGAUGUGCAUGCCCAUCUCGCUUUAUCAGGCGAGCCACAACCUCCACAGUGCUUUGUGGCCGAAACAACAUACCUGAAAGCGGUAGAAAUAGCAAAUCUCAAUAUUAGGAAGCGUCAGUAUCAAAAGUCAUAUCUAGAUUAUUGGCAUUCAACCUCCAGCUUGACGAGAAGCGGACGCCCCGUGGAUGCUGUCGUCUGUCCCACCGCACCUCACGCAGCUGUCAUUCCAGGCCGAUACCGCCACGUGGGAUAUACGAGUUUCGUGAAUGUUUUGGAUCUCACGAGUGCGGUUAUCCCUAUAAUACACGCGAGCAAGGAUCUCGACCAGCUUGAGCAUGCUGACUUGGGUCAACAUGCUGAAUACGACGCAUCGCUUUAUGAUGGUGCACCGGUGGGGAUCCAACUUAUUGGCCGACGUUUAGAGGAAGAGAAGAUUCUUACUCUUGCAGAGUAUGUCCACGACUCCUGGGUCGAGCUAUCAUCCUCAGCUCCCAACACAUCAUAG